Macrosteles quadrilineatus (aster leafhopper) is the source of this 549-nucleotide messenger RNA. RefSeq lists its product as uncharacterized. The record is from RefSeq and is a predicted model, not a curated record. NCBI's taxonomy places the organism in Eukaryota, Metazoa, Arthropoda, Insecta, Hemiptera, Cicadellidae. The transcript is spliced from 4 exons. Bases 1 to 549 code for a protein of 182 amino acids.
AUGGUACUAUCAGCCCGGUACGCUAUCCACUACACCUCCGAGACCUGCGGCUGUUUAACGUAUCGUUGCGGUAAUGGUGUUCGCUCGAGCAGUGGUAAAGAAACGGGUACAACUAGCCAUUUGAAUCUUAAGCCAAUCAUCGGUCUCAACUCAGGUAAAGCAACGGGUACAACUAACCAUUUGAAUCUUAAGCCAAUCAUCGGUCUCAACUCAGUAUGUGAAGAUGGAGUAUGGAGAAUCCGCCACAACCGGGAGCUAAGAGAAUUAUUUCAAGACCCUGAUAUCAUUGGAGAAGUUAAGAGUAGAAGAUUAAGGUGGGUUGGCCAUAUCCUGAGGAGAAAGGAGGAGAGUCUACUGAAGACAGCACUCAGAGGAAAUCCGAGGGGAAGAAGACCAAUAGGUAGACCGAAAGCCAGGUGGUGGGGUCAAGUACGAAAAGAUUUGGAAAGGAUGAGGCUUGUAGAGGAAGAUGCAUGGGACCGAGACUAUUGGCGACAGCGUGUUGGCGAGGCCAAGUACCAGCUAGGGUACAAGUGGCCAUGGCAGUAA